CAGGGUAGCUAAACUAGAAGAUGUUGUCUAUCCUGUGUAAUGUAGUGUCUCUCUGGCUCCCCCUACAGGUGCCUCUGAUGCUGAUAGAAGGUGUGGAGUGCAGAGACAUGUUUCAACUGCACAUCGUCUGCAAGGACUCGAAAGUUGUCAGAUGCCACUUCUCCACGUUCAAGCAGUGCCAAGAGUGGUGGAAACGUCUGAACCGGGCCAUAGCGCACCCUGGCAAGCUGGAGGAUCUGUUCGCCCUGGCCUACCACGCCUGGUGUCUGGGGAGCAGCACUGAUGACGAGGACCAGCACCUACACCUCUGUAGACCAGGUGAACAUGUUCAUCCGAGGCUGCAGAUGGACGGUGCUGUCCUGGGGCUGUGCUCCAGCUAUCCCCAGAAGCUGCUGGUUCCAGUGUGGAUCACAGACAAGGAGCUGGAGAGUGUGGGUUCCUUCAGAUCCUCCAAUAGAAUCCCUGUGGUCGUCUAUAGGUGGCGCACCCUGGCAAGCCUGAGAUCUGUUCGCCCUGGCCUACCACGCCUGGUGUCUGGGGACAGCACUGAUGACGAGGACGGCAGCACCUACACCUCUGUCGACCAGGCUGUGCUCCAGCUAUCCCAGAAGCUGCUGGUUCCAGUGUGGAUCACAGACAAGGAGCUGGAGAGUGUGGGGUUCCUUCAGAUCCUCCCAAUAGAAUCCCUGUGUCGUCUAUUAGACACCAGAGAACGGGCAGUGAUCGCCCGCUGCAGCCAGCCAGAGAUCAGCUGGUGGGGCUGGAGGAACACAGAGGAUGAGUACCUGGUAACAUCCAUCGCCAAAGGCCUGUCUGAUGGACCCCGGAACAAGGUUCACCUGUGGGCCCCAGCCUGCAGCCAGCCCCGAGGGAAGGGCCAGGACAGCUCUGACAGCGACUUCGACUCCUCUCUGACAGGAUGCCCAGGCCCUGAUGCCAACACUGCGCCACAAAAGCUUCUUAUCCUCGAUGCUCGUUCCUACACCGCCGCAGUGGCCAAUCGUGCCAAGGGAGGUGGCUGUGAGUGUGAAGAGUACUAUCCUAACUGUGAGGUGAUGUUCAUGGGCAUGGCCAACAUCCACUCCAUUAGGAACAGCUUCCAGUCCCUCCGAGCCGUCUGCAGCCAGAUCCCUGACCCUGGCAACUGGCUGUCUGCUCUGGAGAGCACCCGUUGGCUGCAGCACCUGUCCGUCAUGCUGAAGGCAGCCACUCUGGUGUGUUCUGCGGUGGAAAGGGAGGGACGUCCUGUCCUGGUGCAUUGUUCAGACGGUUGGGACCGUACCCCCCAGAUUGUGGCUCUCGCCAAGAUCCUGCUGGACCCGUUCUAUAGGACACUAGAGGGUUUCCAGGUGCUGGUGGAGACGGAGUGGUUGGACUACGGUCAUAAGUUUGGCGAUCGCUGUGGUCACCAGGAGAAUGCUGCCGACGUGAGUGAGCAGUGCCCCGUCUUCCUCCAGUGGCUGGACUGUGUUCAUCAGCUGUUCAAACAGUUCCCGUGCCUCUUCGAGUUCAACGAAGCCUUCCUGGUACGUACACUACACCUUGACUUCUUACCAUCUCUCUCUCUCUAUCUCCUUCUUUGUCAAUCUCUCUUUUCUUCACACAUUCACUCUUUGGGCUGUUGCUGUUCUGUAAGUGCCCUAGGUCCCUCGUAUGUGGAGCUGUGUAGUAGGGACCUACUGUUCAAGCGGGUGCAGCACACGUACUCGUGUCUGUACGGGACGUUCCGAACUUCCAGAAAACUUCCUCUUUACCCCGGUCAUGAUAUGGUGUUGCAACCGGUGUGCCACACCCGGGCCCUGCAGCUGUGGACGGCCGUCUACCUGCCCACCUCUUCCCCUUGCACCUCUGCCGAGGACGCCAUGGAGCUCUACCUGUCCCCCAGCGUACAGGGAGACGAGCUCACCUCACGGUCCCUGGACAGGCUUCCUAAGACUCGCUCCAUGGACAACCUGGUGUCUGCCUUUGAGAACGGGGUGGCCCUCACCCGCACCUCCAGCGACCCCAACCUCAACAAGCACUGUCAGGAGGGCCGCACUGCCCAUGGCCUGGAGCCUAUGGCUUCUGUAGGAGGAGGGGCCGCACCCGACAGCCCCGAGGACGUCAGCCCUGACACGGGAUUGGAAAGCGACGACUCGGAGGUGCAGCCCGUCACCCAGACUCCUCCUACCACACCCGUGGAGAUGGAGCAGAGGGAAGAGGACUUCGAGGAGGCGGAGAUGAGAGAGGAGAUCUGUCUCACCACCCAGCCCCUGCCCUCCCUGCCCCUCCCCCCCAUCGCUCUGGAGCAGGGCCUCACCCACUUCCCCCCUCUCCCCCUGCUCACACCCAUCCUCCACCAGGCCCUCUCCCAGACCACUAGCCCCCCAGUUCCUCCCCCUCGACUGCCACAUCAGACGGCUGACAGUCACUCCAGGACUGCCUCGGUCACUACCCGUCCUGGCUGCAUACCAUCACCACCUGCCUGGAAGGGCCCACUACCGGCAGCCGUUCUGAACGGGCCUAUCACCAACGGCCUCCAGAACGUCCCCUCCGCUUCUGCAGAGCUGCUGGCACUCGAGCAGCUAGUUCCCAUGUUCCCUACGGCCAUGGAGGACUCCACCGAGACGCUUACGGACGAAGCAGAGGCCCCACCAACGCUGCCCCCUAGCAGGAGAGAAAGUCUAGGCCAGCCCAAAGCCCUAGAAUGGGCCUUACCCAGAGAGGAGAGAGAGGGGAAGAGGACAGAGAGUGUGAGUGGUAGAAACUUGGUGCCUCUGAGAGAAUGUGUGGUAGCAGUACCAACAUCAAAGGAAGCAGCAUCCUCCGCCUCCACAGUGCCCCCUGUUGACAACAGCCAGGCGGUGGCAUUGCGACGCCCGGUCUCCCAGAGCCAACUGCGUGUCAGUGAGGAGCUGUCUCUGCUGGGCUCUCACUGGGAGAGUGUCCAGGGCAUAGUCCAGUCUGCCUGCAGCACUGCAGCCAGCCACUCUGGCCUCUCAGCCAACCUCUCGUCAGGCUUCUGUCGGGCCCUCCAGCCCACGGCCUACCAGAGCCGACGCCUGGCUGGCAAGCUGCUGCGCACCCAGGGCAUGGCCGUGCCUAACGGGGUGCCUAACGGGGGUUGGCAGUACGGCCGGAGGGAGGAAAGGAUCCGCUCCUCGGCUCCAGCCCCAACCACCUCCAGCCCUGUCAAGUCAGGGUCCAGCUGGCUCUCUGCAGUCAGGAGCAGCUCGGGCUACGCUGCCAUCAUGGGUCCAACCACCACCAGCUCACCACCCACCUUUUCAACCUGCCAGCUCCUCCCAGCCUCUCCCUGCUCCUCAGCCUCCCCUUUGCCCCACCCGGCCUACCUGGAUGAUGAUGGGCUGCCGGUGCCAAUGGACGCGGUGCAGCAGCGCCUCAGGCAGAUGGAGGCGGGGUAUAAACAGGAAGUGGAGGUGCUGAGAAGCCAGGUGCGCCAGCUGCAGAUGAGGCUGGAGAGGAAACAGUACAGCACGCCGCCCUCCGAGCCUGACGUCGACUACGAGGACGACAUUCAGGAACUGUGGCAAUGUGUUCUGUAAAGACUGCUGCCACCUGAAGCUGCCCAUCCCAGACCAGCAGCUGUAUGACCCUGUCUUGGUGUGUAACGUCUGCUACGACCUGCUGCUGGAGGCUAGGAACAGAGAGAUCCGCAGCCAGCAGUUCAAGAAGCCCAUCGCCACAGCCUCUAGCUGAGAGACAGGAGAGAGAGAGCCCUUUACUGAAUGGCUCAGUCUGGCCUGGCUUGGCUCGGUUCAGCUUGGCCCAGUUAGGACCUGGAUCAGCACCAUCUUGGAUCAGCUUUUGGACAGACAUGAGCCAAGUGCCCCAUUUUCCCACUACCCUAACAUGGUCUGGUCUUGGCUGUGGGGGAAGAUGAGAAGGACUUGUUGCUCUGUGGAAGGGAGGCAAAGCUUGAGAAUGGAGAGAGGCCGCUGACUGCUGGGGAUGAGAGACACCGAGUGGAGUAGAAGAGGGGAUGGUAGUGAAUGAACUGUAGGAGGAAGAGGAGCAGAUGUUAUAGAGGCUAUCCCACUGAGUUUAACCCCUUUUGG
Salvelinus sp. IW2-2015 is the source of this 4058-nucleotide messenger RNA. The record is from RefSeq and is a predicted model, not a curated record. Lineage: Eukaryota; Metazoa; Chordata; Actinopteri; Salmoniformes; Salmonidae.